Messenger RNA from Daldinia vernicosa, 252 nucleotides. RefSeq lists its product as uncharacterized. The record is from RefSeq and is a predicted model, not a curated record. The transcript has 2 exons. Gene Ontology annotation, molecular function: oxidoreductase activity, acting on paired donors, with incorporation or reduction of molecular oxygen; heme binding; monooxygenase activity. The coding region runs from base 1 to 252 and encodes 83 amino acids. Lineage: Eukaryota; Fungi; Ascomycota; Sordariomycetes; Xylariales; Hypoxylaceae.
AUGGAAUUCAUACCCGAGCGCUGGCUCGUGGAGCCGGGAGACCCACUGUACCCCGUUAAGGGGGGUUGGCGACCCUUCGAGCAUGGGCCGCUAAAUUGCUUGGGUCAGACUCUGGCUAUGCUCUGUGAAAAUCACGCUGGCGCUUACUGUGCCAAGGUUAAGAGGGUUAAUAGCGAGCGCGCUUAUCAGACGCAGUCCGGAGGGGCGCAUCCUGCUGAUGGUUAUCCGUGUCGGAUCAGCUUUAGGAAGUAG